Nothobranchius furzeri (turquoise killifish) is the source of this 859-nucleotide messenger RNA. RefSeq lists its product as uncharacterized. The record is from RefSeq and is a predicted model, not a curated record. Gene Ontology annotation, biological process: cilium organization; microtubule-based movement. NCBI's taxonomy places the organism in Eukaryota, Metazoa, Chordata, Actinopteri, Cyprinodontiformes, Nothobranchiidae. Gene Ontology annotation, cellular component: ciliary transition zone; kinesin II complex; axoneme. Gene Ontology annotation, molecular function: kinesin binding.
GACGGAGACUCUCAGCCCUCCAGCUCCCGUUUGGGAUUCUGUUUCUCCAGCUGCUGCUAAAUCUGUCGAGCUGAGAGGCGACACGACUCCGCCAGCGCUCAGCAAUCAGAGCGAGCGGCACUCAGGAUGACCUGCCAGAGUUACAGGUCACCCGCUGGGACUCUGGGGGAAGUCGUAAGACUUGGAGCUGCAACCCUCCGUUACAAGCUGACGAGGCCCAGAGACGGCUCGGCGGGAGCGUUCUGUACCACAUCAGCAGGGACGACACGCUCGGGCCCGUGUCCGCUCACGCCCACCGCAUACCGCAGCAUCUCUACCUGUCGGACUCACUUGAGCGCUGCAGCGGCACGUGCUGGAUCCAAACCCCGACGGAGCUGGGACUGUGCGAGACGACCAGGAGACAAGGGACCGGCUUCUGUCAAGGAUUCUCUUCCUGAUCCGCCAUGUUGGGUCGAUGAUGUCAUAGCAAACAGGACCACGUUGGAGACCUGGCUGCUCAGACCAUCCAGGAGGAAGCUGAUGGAGUGUUUGGGGACUCUGGCCAACCUGACCAUCCCAGACCUGGACUGGGAUCUGGUGCUGAAGGAGUUCAAGCUGCUGCCCUACCUGAAGGACCGACUCAAACCAGGUGAUGAGGAAUGGAGAAAGGAGAUCCAGAAGGAGAAGUUCCGCUGGUACCACCGUCAGUGGCUGGAGAUGGUGCAGAACCGGCAGCUGGGUGAAGCCGCAGAACCUUUCCUGUACGACGACGUUCUGGAGAGGCCCGGCUUGUUCUACAGUGCAGAUGGGAUCAUCUCAACUGACGGAACCAUCAAUCAGACUUCCAGAACCACGGUGUGGAAGGAGCAGGAUGCCUGAG